UAUCUAUUUCCGCUUAUCAUCACUACUCAGCUCAGCUGCUCUCUUCCCGAACUAUGUUUGCAAGCACCAAAAUUAAGGAAGCCAUGUUAUGAAAAAGGAAAGGGAAGAGAAGAAAAUUUUCAGAAACUGAAUCCAUGUUUUCAAUAGCCAGAAGGAUCAUCAACAACAAUGGAACAACCACCAUCACGAUGAGACUGAUUCCUCGCUUCCUAUCACUUCACCGUCACUCUUGGAAUUCUGUUAGUGGCGGUUUCAAAACCCUCGAUCACAGAGCCCCCAAGUUCUGCUGUGCACGGCACAAAUCAGAGGGAGGAGGAGGAGGAAGGAGGUGGUGGUCCGGAAACGAUGACCGUUACGACCACAUAAGAACUGAGGCGAACUGCCCGCGCUGCUCAAAGCCCAUCACAGUUGUCUUCUCCAACAGACCACUCUCCAUCUCGGCCCAUGCCGCACCCCCGGGCCUAUACCAGGCCCUCAACCUUUGCCCGUCUUGCAGGACCGCCUUCUAUUUCAGGCCCGUCAAACUCUCACCUCUCCACGGCGAGUUCUUCGAAAUCGGUCGGGUUAACGCUCCUCUGAGACCUCCGGUUCAUGAUCAUGAUUGUAAUCGUCAUCGUGCUCUAGCUGCUUCUUCUUCUCACGAUUUGGCGAAGAAGAAGAGUGAUUUGCUAACGCCGAAGCAGAUAUUUGAAGCGCUCAAUCGCUAUGUUGUUGGCCAGGAGAAAGCGAAAAAGGUUCUUUCGGUGGCUGUUUACAACCACUACAGCAGGAUUCAUCUUGCUUCCCUCAACCAAUCAGAAGAUGGAGAUGAUGUGGUUGAACCAGAGAAAAGCAAUGUCAUGCUUAUUGGUCCAACAGGCUCAGGCAAGACGUUGCUUGCGAAAACACUGGCACGUGCUGUGAACGUACCAUUUGCCAUAGCAGAUGCAACAACACUGACUCAGGCGGGUUAUGUGGGAGAAGAUGUUGAAUCAAUAUUAUAUAGGCUUCUUGAGGAAGCGGAUUUUGAUGUGGAAUUAGCUCAGCGGGGAAUUGUCUAUGUUGAUGAAGUUGAUAAGAUCACUAAGAAGGCUGAGAGUAGAAAUAUUGGAAGAGAUGUAUCUGGGGAGGGUGUGCAGCAGGCCUUGCUAAAAAUGCUGGAAAGCACUGUAGUGAGUGUACCUGAUAAAGGAGCUAGCAAGCAUCAUGCUGGUGAUAACAUUCUGAUUGAUACAAAGAAUAUUCUUUUUAUAUGUGGAGGGGCCUUUGUUAAUUUGGAGAAAACCAUCUCUGAAAGGCAGCAAAACUCAUCCAUUGGGUUUGGAGCACCAGUUUGUGCAAACAUGAGGACUUCUGGAUUCACUGAUGCUCUAGUCACAUCGUCACUUCUUGAGAAGGUAGAAAGUGGUGAUUUGAUUGCAUAUGGUCUCAUUCCUGAAUUUGUGGGCCGUUUUCCAAUUCUAUCUGGUUUGUCCGCUUUGAACGAGGAACAACUUUUUCAGGUCCUUGUUGAACCUAAAAAUGCCCUUGUUAAACAAUACAGAAAGAUGUUCGAAAUGAACAAUGUCAAUUUACAUUUCACUGAUACUGCACUGAGAUUGAUUGCUAAGAAAGCCAUGGCAAAGAACACUGGUGCCCGUGGUUUAAGAGCCUUGUUAGAAAAUGUUCUUACUGAAGCAAUGUUUGAGAUUCCAAACAAGGUGGAUGUUGACAAUGUAAAAGCAGUGCUGGUUGACGAAGAGGCUGUCGGUUCAUUGGAUGGCCCUGGCUGUGGCGCAAAAAUCCUGUACAGUGAUGAUGAUGGAGCGUUGGAGGAUCAAACAUCAGCAUAUGUUUGUACAUAGAUAAUACUUGUCAGAAUCUUCCUUACCAUGCUUUUUUUUCUCUUUAUUGCAUCUUUUUCUUGUUAUUAUCCUUAUGGUAUAU
Molecule: messenger RNA, 1905 nt
Organism: Arachis stenosperma
Lineage: Eukaryota; Viridiplantae; Streptophyta; Magnoliopsida; Fabales; Fabaceae
Product: CLP protease regulatory subunit CLPX2, mitochondrial-like
Exons: 13
Coding region: 135-1823 (562 amino acids)
Biological process (GO): protein catabolic process; proteolysis; protein folding
Cellular component (GO): mitochondrial matrix
Molecular function (GO): ATP-dependent protein folding chaperone; ATP hydrolysis activity; ATP binding
Source: RefSeq, a predicted model, not a curated record